Messenger RNA from Molossus molossus (Pallas's mastiff bat), 1789 nucleotides. It is a transcript of the gene TBP, whose product is annotated as TATA-box binding protein. Lineage: Eukaryota; Metazoa; Chordata; Mammalia; Chiroptera; Molossidae. Bases 244 to 1200 code for a protein of 318 amino acids. Gene Ontology annotation, biological process: DNA-templated transcription initiation. The record is from RefSeq and is a predicted model, not a curated record. The transcript is spliced from 8 exons. Gene Ontology annotation, molecular function: DNA binding; RNA polymerase II general transcription initiation factor activity.
CGGAGAGGGUCGGGAGGGUCGCCGUGGCGGGCGCCUGGGCCGCCGGCCGUCUGACUUGGUUUUCGCAGGUGGGCGCUGCUGUCCGUGGCGACUCCAGAGCAACAUCACUGUCUUGGUGUGAGGAUAACCCAGACUGCUGAGGAAGUUGCUAAGAAGUGUGCUGGGGAUGCUCCGUGGAAAGUUUGAAUGCUGAGGCUGCUCCAGUGCAGAGGCUGUUGACUUGCCCAGAAGAAAGCGAUCGCCAUGGAUCAGAACAACAGCCUGCCACCCUAUGCUCAGGGCCUGGCCUCCCCUCAGGGCGCCAUGACUCCGGGAAUCCCUAUUUUUAGUCCAAUGAUGCCGUAUGGCACAGGGCUGACUCCACAGCCCAUUCAGAACACCAACAGUCUUUCCAUUCUGGAGGAGCAGCAGCGGCAACAACAGCAGCAGCAGCAGCAGCAACAGCAGCAGCAGCAGGCUGCAGUGACAACAGUGACGGCCACAGUGCAGCAGUCAUCAUCCCAGCAGGCGACUCAGGGGGCCUCAGGACAGACACCACAGCUCUUCCACUCACAGACUCUUACGACUGCACCCUUGCCGGGCACCACGCCCCUGUACCCCUCGCCCAUGACCCCCAUGACUCCCAUCACACCUGCCACACCGGCCUCUGAGAGCUCGGGGAUUGUGCCACAGCUGCAAAAUAUUGUAUCCACAGUGAACCUUGGUUGUAAACUUGACUUAAAGACCAUUGCACUUCGUGCCCGAAAUGCUGAAUAUAAUCCCAAGCGGUUUGCUGCUGUAAUCAUGAGAAUCAGGGAGCCCCGGACCACAGCCCUGAUCUUCAGUUCUGGGAAGAUGGUGUGCACGGGUGCCAAGAGUGAAGAGCAGUCCCGACUAGCAGCAAGAAAGUAUGCCAGAGUUGUGCAGAAGUUGGGUUUCCCAGCCAAGUUUUUGGACUUCAAGAUUCAGAACAUGGUGGGGAGCUGCGAUGUGAAGUUCCCCAUAAGGUUAGAAGGCCUCGUGCUGACCCAUCAGCAGUUUAGUAGUUAUGAGCCAGAGUUAUUUCCUGGGUUAAUCUACAGAAUGAUCAAACCCAGAAUUGUCCUCCUUAUUUUUGUUUCCGGAAAAGUCGUGUUAACAGGUGCUAAAGUCAGAGCAGAGAUUUACGAAGCCUUCGAAAACAUCUACCCCAUCCUCAAGGGCUUCCGCAAGACGACGUGAUGGUGUCUUGCCCUCCCCACCCAUGUGUUUUUAAAACAAAUCCGUUUUGCUACAUAUAAGUGGUGGUGGUGUGGUGGCCUGGGUCCGCGGGGCAGCCUGCACGUGCCCUGGCCACAGGCCAGGUGUUGCUGUCGUGGCUGCACUGUGUUUAGAUUUAGAUUUUAAACUCUUACUGCUGUUGACAAGUUGGUUUAAGGGACAAAACUUUGGUGUUAGAGCCACCUCUACAAUUGACUAGACGUUUUAUUUUGUUUGCUUUCUGCCCCAUAAACCACAGUUUUUAUAUUUCUACCAGAAAAGUAAAAAUGUUUUUUAAAAGUGUUGUUUUUCUAAUUUGUAACUCCUAGGAUUUAUUUUUGUGCCAGACACAUUCCGCCUUCUCAGUAUUGCAGGACAGAACAGACGUAGUCACGGACACGAUGGCUGUGAAUAUUUCUCCUCAGUGCUCUGUACAGUACAUGCUGUUUAUAAAAGUGUUCGAUUGAUGUUAUAAAUGAUGCCUUGUAAGAUUUAUGUGAUCAUACUGUUAAGAAGUUGUAUUUUAGAUAUAAUGCCUGAAACCACUUCAGUGUGUGUUUGCUUGUUUGUU